AUGACGUCGCCCCACGUUGUUACCUCACACUGUCUCCCCGUUCGUGACUCUAGAGGUUUUUCUUCAGCACAUUUCUUCAAAUUUCGUUCUUUUCGUAUCUUUCUUCUUCCUCUUCUUCUUCUUCUUCCUCUUCUUCUUCCUCUUCUUCUUCUUCUUCCUCUUCUUCUUCUUCUUCUUCCUCUUCUUCUUCUUCUUCAUUUUUGUCUUUCCCAAGUGUUUCUUUCUUUCUUUCUUUCUUUCUUCAUUUCUUCAUUCCUUUCUCCCUUUCUUUCUUUUUUUCUUUCGCUAAAAAUUCAUUCUUUCUAUCUGCUUUACAUUUUUUCUUCCUUCCCCCUUUUUAAACUUAUCUUUCUUUUUUCAUUCUUUUGUGUCUUUUUUUUUUCGUUUUUUUUUCUUUCUUCAAUCUAUAAACUUUCUUUCAUUCUUUUUUUCUACGUAUUUUCAUUCUUCUUCCUUUUUUCAUUAUUUUUUCGUCUUUUUCUUUCUCUACAAUCUACAAACUUCUUUCUUUCUUUCUUUCUUUCUUUCUUUCUUUCUUUCUUUCUUUCUUUCUACAUAUUUUACAUAUUUUUAUCUUUCUUUUCACUUCCUUCUCCUUUAAAUUCCCCUCACUUCAGAAACAUUCCCCCCCCAUAA
Molecule: messenger RNA, 636 nt
Organism: Acanthosepion pharaonis
Lineage: Eukaryota; Metazoa; Mollusca; Cephalopoda; Sepiida; Sepiidae
Source: the annotation of a GenBank genome assembly